Messenger RNA from Drosophila mojavensis, 1506 nucleotides. RefSeq lists its product as uncharacterized. The coding region runs from base 1 to 1506 and encodes 501 amino acids. Gene Ontology annotation, cellular component: phosphatidylinositol 3-kinase complex. The record is from RefSeq and is a predicted model, not a curated record. Gene Ontology annotation, molecular function: 1-phosphatidylinositol-3-kinase regulator activity. The transcript is spliced from 4 exons. Lineage: Eukaryota; Metazoa; Arthropoda; Insecta; Diptera; Drosophilidae. Gene Ontology annotation, biological process: intracellular signal transduction; phosphatidylinositol phosphate biosynthetic process.
AUGGAGAAUGGCAAUCAGCAGGAGGAGGCGCUCGUGGUAGUCGGAGGGGGAGAGGGAGAGCGCGAGCAAUUGCCGUUGGCAGAGGGCGCCGCUGCGUCUGCUGCGGACGACGCAGCCAAUGCAAAUGAGCAGCGAAUGGGCGCAGGUGCGAGUCGAACUGCGGGCAGUUCUUCAACGGAAGCACCGAAAAAACCAAACGAAAGACAAAUUGUGAAUAAUAACAAUUUAGCGGGAAGCGCUGCGUCGGUGUCGGCCUCUACGUCAGCGUCGGCGUCGGCGUCGGCGGUGAGAAUGUUACAAUUGCACGAUGAUGACGUCGUCGUCAACGACGUCGUCGGCGAAGAAGGCGAAUUGGAAGUGGCAUUAUCGUCGCUGCUACGUCGCAGCAGCGGCGAAGGCGUCGAGUAUUGUGAGGUGCUCCAGCCGCAGCCAGUUAGCGAAAUGCUGUCGAGCGGACAACAACGUGCGCAAGCGCCUCCGAAUGGCAUUGGCGACGUCAUCAUUCGCAUCAGCUCGCAGCCGAUGCCGCAGUUCGUCGUGGAGCCCGCUGCGCCCAGCCAAAAUAAUCGCAACACGCUGCCCAUGGUCGCCGCCAUGGGUCACAAUAUACGUCUGGUUACCGCAGAGGGAGCAACGCCUGCUGCUGGGACGGCAGCUCUGCUGCCCCUCGCCAUCGAACAGACCUGCCCGCCAACGGUGAAUGCGUACGGUGCCGGUGUAACGGUGCAUUCGCAGAUAGACUUCAUGCACUGUCUGGUCCCGGAUCUGGAGCGGAUCAUCAACAGCAGCUUCUACUGGGGCAAGAUGGACCGCUACGAGGCGGAGCGCCUGCUCGAGGGCAAGCCGGAGGGCACGUUCCUGUUGCGUGACUCUGCGCAGGAGGAGUUCCUAUUCUCCGUUACAUUCCGCAAGUACGGACGUUCGCUGCAUGCGCGCAUCGAGCAAAGUGGCCACAAAUUUAGCUUCGAUUGCCAUGAUCCUUGCGUGUUUGCUGAUCUAACGGUGACCGGCCUGCUGGAGCACUACAAGGACCCGUCGUGCGUCAUGUUCUUUGAGCCCUGCCUGACCAUGCCGCUGCACCGCCGCCAGACGUUCUCGCUGCAGGAGCUGGCGCGUGCCACCAUCGUCUCGAAUACCACCUACGACGGCAUCAACCAGCUGGAGCUGCCCGGGCGUCUCAAGAGCUAUCUCAAGGAGUACCACUACAAGCAGAAGCUGCGCUCCACGGCAGCGCUGGCGGUGGCGCCACCUGUUGUCGAGUUGCCGCCGGCGGGCUUCUCCUACUACGAGGACGUCGACAGCAGCGGCAGCGACGGCGACGACGACGAGGCGGUCAACAUACGGGUCUCCUAUGUGCAGCAUGCCGAGGUGCUGGCGCAGCUGCAACAGCCGCAACAGCAGCAGCAGCAGCGGCAGUUGAUGCGUCUGCCAAAUCGCCUGUUCCACGCGCUCGCUCGUCUCUCGGCCAGUUUGAACUGUUAUCAGCCCAGCAAGCGCAGCGCCUGA